Gorilla gorilla gorilla (western lowland gorilla) is the source of this 1608-nucleotide messenger RNA. RefSeq lists its product as uncharacterized. The coding region runs from base 458 to 766 and encodes 102 amino acids. The record is from RefSeq and is a predicted model, not a curated record. NCBI's taxonomy places the organism in Eukaryota, Metazoa, Chordata, Mammalia, Primates, Hominidae. The transcript has 3 exons.
GAUUCUGUCUGCUCCAAUCAGGAGGCGCGGUCCUUCCAGCCUCUUGCUCCUGUGAAUCACAGGUCGGCGGGAGCCUUUUUUCCUUUUUUUUUUUUUUUUUCCGGGGAGUCGGCCUCGGGGCUCUGCUCUCCUACCUCAGUCUGCCCUACCCUGGAAUGGGGAAAAUGCGGACAUGCCACUCAGUCCGGCCGCGAACAGUGCUCCAGAACUCAGAGAGUUUUCCAGACGGGUGGAGAUCGCGUUCCCUGCCCGCCGAGGUCCCAUCGCUUCCCUGCUGGGAAGACAAAUGAGGCGCUUUAGCCGUCUCCACGGCCAGCCCCUCCCUCAUAACCCGAGAUUCUUUGUGGGCUCUUAGUCCAUAGCUGCCUUUGAGGUGGUGUAGACCUUGCUAACCAGGACGGCCCAGUAGGCAGAGCUCAUUUUUAUUCCUGUCUGCAAUCGUGCAAAAACGCCCCUUAUGGAAAAGGCAGAGCGCCAGGAGUCAGCAAAACACACUAAAGAUUGGGCAGUCACUGGGGAGAACACUCAGCCCGUCUGCACCCAGGUGAAAUAUACAGCCUUGUUGCUCACACAAAGCCUGUUUGGUGGUUUCUUCACAUGGAUGCAUAUGACAUUUGGUGCUGAAGACCCAGGACAGGAGGACUCCUCUGGGAGACCAGUCCCCUGUUGUCGCCGUCACUCCGUGAGGAGAUCCACCUAUGAUCUCAGGUCCUCAGACCAACCAGCCCAAGGAACAUCUCACCAAUUUCAAAUCGGCUCUCCCUGAUCUGCCCAACAAUUUCCUGUUAAAGAGAUGGCUGACUAUCCUGACUUCAUCAGAGCAGGCUGGUACCUGGCCUUCCUGGAAUGAGUGGGUGUUCUGACAGGCCCCCAGUUUGUCCCAUCUGCACCGCCAAGAGGUCUCCGAGUGGCCAGAGGAGCAAAGUUGCCUUUCAAGUGCCUGUCGGUGCCUGGGAGAACACAGCAGGAGCGUCAUGCGGCCCACAGCGCAGUGCAUGGCGAUUCCAGGCGCUGAACAACUCCCCUUGACCCUUCGGCCUGCAUCUGACUUCCGGCUGCAGAAUCAGAAGCUGAGUCCAGGCAACCGCUCGGCCACUCCCAGUCACUCCUCUCUGGACACCCAGUUACUAAAGUCAGCAAAGAAGAUGCGGUAAUCACCGCCUGAUCUCCACAUGGUGAACACAACACUCUCACUAACACCUCCUUGACCAGUCAGUCUUCAGCACUGGGGGUGGGCAGGCAGGUUUUCUGUGUUUACCAGAAUCGCACAGGCUAAGCACAAACAUGGAACCAGAGUUCCAGGUGAGGAAACCUCACUCGCAGAAGCCCAGGCUGCACCCCACCAGGUGAUGCAGUGCGCCUAGGCUGUGGGUGCUAGGAGCCAAGUGCUAGGGACUCGUCAUGAGUGGGAAUCCCCACGUUCCUGUCACUGCUGUCAAACAGAAGGUAAACAGUCUUAUGAAUGUAAUUCCUUAGGAAGACUUGUACAAACUUUUAUUAGGAUAUCUAUUUAUUUAAUACUGAACUUUGGCCUACUUUGUGAUAAGACUAUAAACAAAUUGAGGAAAUCACUAUUUCUCACUUCUGAAUUUCUCAAAAAAUAAUUUU